GUACUGCGGUGAUAACACAGGACAAGGCUGCUCUCUGGACCGAUGGCAGGUAUUUCGUGGAGGCUGAAGACACUCUCGAUUGUAACUGGAUUCUAAUGAAGACAGGCUUGGCCAAUGUUCCAAGCUAUGCAGAAUGGCUAAAUAUUGAAAUUGGUGAGAGUGGAGCCUAUGUCGGCGUAGACAGAACCUUAUACACACACACAUCUUUCAACUCACUUAGUAAUGAGCUUCUAAGGCAGUCGAAGGGACUCAUUCUGCAAGCUGUUGGAACCAACCCUGUGGAUCAAGCAUGGGUAUCUGGGCGCCCAGAACAAGCCAAGACUAACAUCAAUGCUCUCAACAUAACAUUUGCAGGCGUUCGCUGGCAGGAAAAAGUUGCGAAUGUUCAGGAAAGACUGACAAGAAGGAACAUAGCUGCUUUUGUUGUCACUGCUCUGGAUGAGACUGCCUGGCUUUUCAACUUAAGGGGUUCUGACAUCGAUUACAAUCCAUUUUUCUUGUCGUAUGCUAUUGUGGAGCAACAGAAAGUCAGACUAUACAUCAUUGACAAAGAUAAAAGACUCACAGCUGAGCCCAGUGAUCCUGAAACCAACAUAACUGUAGCGCAGCAUUUGGAAACAUCCCUGACAGGGUCAUGUGCAGGCCAAGGCUCUUCAUGUGUAGAGGUGCUGGAGUAUGACCAGGCUGCUGUAGAGGCAGCCCUGACUACCAUUUCAAACACAAGCUCAGUGUGGAUUACAUACGAAGCCAAUUUGGCAAUCUACCUGGCAACUGCAAGAAACUGCAUCAUUGAUAAGUCGCCCAUAGCUCUGGUGAAGUCUCAGAAAAAUGAAGUGGAACGAAAUGGCAUGCAGAGAUCUCAUAAUAGAGAUUCUGCUGCUCUCAUAAAGUUCCUCGCCUUUAUGGAAAAUGAGAUCACAUCAGGAAAGGACUGGACAGAGGUCACGGCAGCAGCCGAACUGGAUGGCAGGAGGAAAAAGUUACAGUAUAACAGAGGGCUGAGUUUCACCACAAUAUCUGGAUAUGGAAGCGAUGGGGCAAUCAUCCACUACAGCCCUAGCAACACUACAGACAAGAAGAUCUCCACAGAUAGUUUCUACCUUCUUGAUUCUGGUGGACAAUAUCUGGAUGGAACCACAGAUGUAACCCGAACACUACAUUAUGGCAACCCGACAAGUUAUGAGAAGGAAUGCUACACUCGUGUUUUGAUGGCCGCUAUUAGUCUAGCAAUGUUGAAGUGGCCCCAAGGACUGUAUGGGCGUCAGAUUGAUGCUAUUGCACGAUCUCCUUUGUGGGAAGUAGGUUUUGUCUAUAGACAUGGCACAGGGCACGGGAUUGGUUCUUAUCUGAGUGUGCAUGAAGGCCCAGGUCGGAUCAAACUGGUUACAGAAAUAAACCCCAGUGAUGAACCUUUGACCUCAUAUCAAUAUUUCUCAGAUGAACCAGGUUAUUAUGAAGAUGGGAAAUUCGGUAUACGAUUGGAAACCAUUGUUAUGGUAAAGACAGCUACUCCAAAGUAUACAACUGCAAAUGAAACAUUUUAUGAGUUUCAACACAUCACAUUGGUGCCUUUUGAGAGAAAGCUCAUUGAUUAUUCACUACUCACUUUGAAACAGGUGGAGUGGCUCAACUCCUACAAUGACAGAGCAAGAUCAGAAAUUCUGCCUUUGCUGGAAGGGGAUCAGGCAGCCAUCAACUGGUUUCAUGACAGGACACAAAGAAUUGAUACCAAUCUCUACAAGUACAACAACUCUGCCUCACAAACCUGCAUCACUCCUAUAUUUUAUCUAGCUAUCCUAGGAAUAUUUCUGCAACUGAUGUUCUAA
Candidula unifasciata is the source of this 1826-nucleotide messenger RNA. The record is from the annotation of a GenBank genome assembly. NCBI's taxonomy places the organism in Eukaryota, Metazoa, Mollusca, Gastropoda, Stylommatophora, Geomitridae.